AUGGACCGCAGCCUCGACGAGAUCCUGGCCGAGCGCCAAAACAAGAACGGCGGCCGAGGCUCCCGCGGUCCCCGCAACGGCGGCGGCGGCGGUGGAGGUGGCAACAGGCGCCGCGAGCGCGAAAGGCCGGACUACCCGCGCGACGGAGUCAGAAAGAGCUAUCGAGAUGAUCAAUCACGGAACCUGGACUCCGAGUGGGUUCAUGACAGAUACGACGACAACGACUCCCGCCGCGGUGGCAGGUCCUCACGCCGAAGAGACGAUGACUUCGAUAAGGAUCAAGGAAGCUCAAGGGGCACGAAGAUUCGGGUGGAAAAUAUCCACUACGAGUUGACCGAGGAAGAUCUCCAAGGAUUAUUCAGCCGUAUCGGCCCAAUCAUCAGUCUCGAGCUUCUCUACGAUCGCUCCGGCCGGUCAGAGGGUAUCGCUUAUGUGACUUAUGAAAGCCACAAAGACGCAACCUUGGCCGUGAAGGACUUUGACGGCGCUAACGCAGCAGGACAACCUAUUCGCCUCAGCAUAAUCCCAACUGGCGCUGGCUCACGUCGGAACCCGUUCGAUAACGCUGUGAAGCCAGGGAGGCCACUGUCGGAGCGCAUAACCAUGCCAUCAGGCCGGAACCGAUCCCUAUCACCCGAAGAGGAUGCGGCACGUCGGGGAAUCGACAGGUAUAUCCCUAGCGGUUCGCGUUCGGGUAGCCCAUACACCUCUGGUAAUCGCCGCGACGGUCGCCGGCCGGGCGCUAGGAGGGAGCGUGGUGGUGGCGGUAGUGGUCGUCGUAGAGGUGAGGGCGACGAGGAGGGUGGUCAGCGUACUGGGCGCGACGGUCGCACCAAGAAGACGCAGGAGGAGCUGGAUGCUGAGAUGGACGAUUACUUUGGCGGCGGCAACAGCAAUAACGCUACCACCGCCCCAGCUGCAGCUGCUACGACUGCUGCUCCAGCCAACGGAACUGUUGAUGAUGACAUCGAUAUGAUUGCUUAG
This is a messenger RNA of Pyricularia pennisetigena, 984 nucleotides long. RefSeq lists its product as uncharacterized. Gene Ontology annotation, molecular function: mRNA binding. The record is from RefSeq and is a predicted model, not a curated record. NCBI's taxonomy places the organism in Eukaryota, Fungi, Ascomycota, Sordariomycetes, Magnaporthales, Pyriculariaceae. The transcript is spliced from 8 exons. Gene Ontology annotation, biological process: mRNA export from nucleus. Bases 1 to 984 code for a protein of 327 amino acids. Gene Ontology annotation, cellular component: nucleus.